AUGGCUCAACACGGAGAGGUUGCUACGUUCUUUAAGGCGCCUCUGCUUGCCAGUGAGUGGCCAGUCUGCUCUAGAAGGAGAGAGGGUAGAGGGUGGUUGAGUGAAUCUGGAGCCCUGACUCCUACGGGAUCCACCCAGGACUUUGACAAGCAGGAACUGUUGGAGUGUAUCCGCCGGCUCAUUGAAGUGGACAAAGACUGGGUUCCUGACGGCCAUGGAAGCAGCCUCUGUGUACGGCCUGUGCUGAUUGGGAAUGAGGCCUUGGCACAGGAUACUAUGAGGAGGUGCCUGAGCCUCCUGAGGGCAGACCAGGUGCAGGCUACUGGCAUAUCAAAACAAGGAAGUAUGACCAUACAGGGAGGCUACUCAGGUCCUCUCAGAACACACGAGGACGGGAUACUGGAGCUGGCAACCCCGGCACUGGAUGGCCUCAUCGUGCCUGCAGUGGUACGACUAAGCCUGCUGGAUCUGGCUAGGUCUUGGUGCCGGUGGUCGGCUGCAGGGCAGGAGUCUGGGGAUUACAGUGUUUCUGUCCCUUUGUUCCGCAGGGCGCUGGAGCAGGGCCGCUUGCGGGAAAUCUUUGGCUCAGGCACCGUUUGUCAGAUCUGCCCAGUGCAUCAAAUCCUGUACGAAGGCAAGAAACUCCACAUUCUCACCACGGAGAAAUGGCCAGAGCUUAUCCUGCGCUUCCAGAACAAGCUGAAGGCUAUUCAGGUGAGCUCAGGAGUAGCAACUCUGAUAAUGAAUACCUGUGGCCAGAAGCACGGGAACUUUCUGUGCUUCGGGAGUCUCUGCGGCUUUGGGUCCUGA
Alexandromys fortis (reed vole) is the source of this 810-nucleotide messenger RNA. RefSeq names its product branched-chain-amino-acid aminotransferase, mitochondrial-like. Gene Ontology annotation, cellular component: mitochondrion. The record is from RefSeq and is a predicted model, not a curated record. Lineage: Eukaryota; Metazoa; Chordata; Mammalia; Rodentia; Cricetidae. Gene Ontology annotation, molecular function: branched-chain-amino-acid:2-oxoglutarate transaminase activity. Bases 1 to 810 code for a protein of 269 amino acids. The transcript is spliced from 5 exons. Gene Ontology annotation, biological process: L-valine biosynthetic process; L-leucine biosynthetic process.